UGUAUGAGUGAGCGUCAAGUGUACACCUCAAACUCGCAGUGGCUGGGGAAUGGGAUGGGUUAAAUAGAUAGGUAAGAAACUUUCCUCGUACCGUUUACUUUUUAAUUUUUUCCAACUGGUAUAGAAUAACUUUCUAAAAAUUAACAUAAAAGGUGUUCGAUAUUAUUGUAACAUUUUCAAAUAAACUGUUGUAGUCAUUUCCUUCCCUCGUCCCACACCGCCCGCUACCCUUAUAUCCCCACCCCCGACCUUGUAGCUUCCCCUGUGAAGUUUUGCUUGGUACUUUUUUAUUAACGGAGCAGAACUGUACCUAGUGUUGGCUGUUAGACCAUCCCUAAUCCAGUUAUUCAAAGGGCUGUUCGGCUUCCUUCUCAGGGGGCAUCUGCACUUCCAAGAGACGGUUGUAGGAAGAGACAAAUACACAGGAUUGAGUUGCAGAAGAGAAACCUUAAGAACAAAAGACCUGUAUGAGCCUGCAAGCCUGAGGUAACCCUGUAGCAGUGUGAGUUGCUGAGGCCUUUUGUGCCUUUCUAGCUGACCUGGGGUUUGUGUCCAGGAGCUGUGGGCACCCAAGAGCAUCAUCGGCUAUUAGCAACAGCGGACACCUUCUCUAGGAGCGAACCUGGACAUGACCAGAAAGAUCUUCACAAACACCAGGGAGCGGUGGCGGCAGCAGAGCGUCAACAGCGCCUUCGCCAAGCUGAGGAAACUCAUCCCCACUCACCCUCCAGACAAGAAGCUGAGCAAAAAUGAAACGCUUCGCUUGGCAAUGAGGUACAUCAACUUCUUGGUCAAGGUCUUGGGAGAGCAAAGCCUACAGCAAACAGGAGUAGCUGCUCAGGGAAACAUUCUGGGGUUCUUUCCCCAAGGGCCCCACCUGCCAGAUGUGGAUGAAAGAACUCUACUCAAUGACCCUGGCCCAAGCCAUGAGGCUCCCUAGGGUGGCUGUGCUGGUCAGCCCCCAGGGCAGUACUGGUUGCAGAGUCCUGUGGUUUCAUGCUACGGAGAGGUAUGAUGCAGGAGGUGAUUGGGACAGAAGCUGAGAUCUGCAGAAGAACUUGAGGAAUGUUGCUCUGACCUCAUUACCUCAGAACUUCAGGCAGAACGACUUGUUCUAUAAGUCUGCACGAGACCAUUGCAAAAAAACAAAACAACCAUCUUUUUAAAACUGCUAUCUCACUCAUGACUUCAUUAAUGAUGAUUUCCUUCUACUGGAUCUCGGAUGAAUGAGCAAAGCUUGUUGCCCUCUGAAUAUAUUUAAAAGUUUGCUUUGAAAAAGGAGACAUGUUUAUUGAGGGUACAUACAAGAAAUCUUAAAAUUGAUGAAUGAAAAGGUAGCCACUGUGGAAACCAACACAGGAGAGGCGUGGGGCCAUCUCUGGAGCCUUCGGAGCAGAGCAGUGAGGAAUUAUGUAUGUGAAAGUCUCCAUAUCCUUCGACCUCUAUAGAAUCAUGACCUUCUAACUUUAGUUGAACCUCUGAAACCAAAUAGUGGAUUGCAUUCAUACCAAGAAAAACCUCAGUAAUUUAGGAGCUAGACUUCAUAGUUUUCUUAUUAAAAGUUAGCUAAAAUGAGUGAACAGACCACUUAGAUUGACACACUGGGUACUAAAACGUUUAAUUCAGCCCACAUUCCUGCUGACUUAAGUCCUGUACAAUUCGAUAAUUAUAAAAACCCAAAUAUUGCCAUUUUCUGUUUUGUUGAGAGCAAACAAUAGACAUAAAGGACCAGAUGCUAAUGAUGUCGUGCAUUUAGCUUCACUUCCUGUCUCCCAGGGAGCAUCAGCUGGGUCUUAAGCUGGAGGCAGGGGUGGAGCCCUAUGGAUGCUCCAGUCAUCACCACACACCAUUCUGGGCCUCGUGAUACUUGGAUUCAAAGAUAAAUCUGGUAGCUGAGCUCCAAAUGCAGAUGUCUAUCUCUGGACAUUUUAUUUCCCCAGAGUUCUUUUGGCUUUAUGAUCUUCUGAAUUACAGGUGGGAAAUCUAUGGAUUGUGGUUAUGAAUUCCCAGUGUCUACACAACACAGGAAUUUAAACUUCUUGUCUCUCUAGAAAGUAUUCUAAAAAAACUGCAUCAUUAAGGUCGUUUUAGCCGAUGCACUUGUAGAACAAUGUGUUUCCCUCCAAAUCCUUUAUUUAACCUGCACUAGGUCAAUUUCCCCACAGAAACAGCAUAGCUUUUGGAGACCGGUAAGCACAGAGGCUGGCCGAGUCCUUCCUUCCACCCCAGAUGUGUAUAUCAUUCUCACCAGUCUGGGGAAGUUCAAGGCUGUCCCCAAAUUGCCAGGCAGUGGGACAUUUCAAAGUUUUUAUGGUAGUUGUCAACUAAGUAACACUACCCUCUCAUCUGGUACAUUAAAUAAAAUACGUCUGACAGUGAUUUUGUUAUUACAUAGGUUCUGUGAAUAUGAAGAAAGCACAGAGGCCCUCUGUCCCUAAAUACAACAUUUUUGUGCUCUACACAGAACGCAUUCACUUUCCUGAUUGUUGGAGCUCUUGUCUGUGCUUAACCGGGGCCUCCCACUGGAGUGCUUACAAGGACCCCAAAAAGAUGUGAGGAGGUUGAGUUAUCAUUACAGUAAAUGGGGGGAGGGCAUACUUAUCUAAAGAAGCCGGAGAGGAAAUCCUUUCAUAGAUGAGUAAACCUCUACAAUGUUAUUAUAUGUGAUGUACUCCUUACAAUAUUUGUUCAGCUUUAAUUUUCUGUUUCAAGUUGAAUUAGAUUAACGUGACUAUCAAACAAACACACAAAAAAACCCAAAACCAAAAAGCAACUGUAAUCUCAUGUAGUCCAAAACCAAGUCAUGAUGUGUGUGAGAAUGGAAGCUAAUUCAGAACUCCCUCUACAGUUUCCUUUGGUGGUCCUAGCCAUAAGACUUCAUAGUUCAAAUGCGUUACCGUCUGCUGGGUGCUACUUCUGUUUACAGACCAUUUGAGUCUAACAGAAGAGUUAAGCCAAAUUUUCUAUCUAUGUU
This is a messenger RNA of Peromyscus eremicus (cactus mouse), 2974 nucleotides long. It is a transcript of the gene Tal2, whose product is annotated as TAL bHLH transcription factor 2. The coding region runs from base 629 to 940 and encodes 103 amino acids. Gene Ontology annotation, biological process: regulation of transcription by RNA polymerase II. The record is from RefSeq and is a predicted model, not a curated record. Gene Ontology annotation, molecular function: RNA polymerase II cis-regulatory region sequence-specific DNA binding; DNA-binding transcription factor activity, RNA polymerase II-specific; protein dimerization activity. NCBI's taxonomy places the organism in Eukaryota, Metazoa, Chordata, Mammalia, Rodentia, Cricetidae. The transcript is spliced from 2 exons.